Molecule: messenger RNA, 3089 nt
Organism: Tuber aestivum (summer truffle)
Lineage: Eukaryota; Fungi; Ascomycota; Pezizomycetes; Pezizales; Tuberaceae
Source: the annotation of a GenBank genome assembly
CGAGUGAUAUCAAAUGCAUUCGUGUUGGAUAAAUAGACUAUGGUAAGUUGCGAGCUCUUUUCCUUUAACCCGGAAGCGCAGCGAACCCAUCGUAGAGACUUCCCCUCGCCUUAUAUACAAUUUUGAACAAUUGGUGGCAUUAUGGAACCGGCUUGCCGCUCGCGACUGACUGUAUUAUUCCGUUGCCCUUGAAGAUUUGUAUGCUUAUCCUGAGAUGGUCAUCCACCGUGGGGUAUCAUACAAAUAAUCCAUGCGCCGAUGUGUGCUAACCACACUUAGAGUUGCAUAUUAGCAUUAUUCGUCUGCGAGUCUGAUUCCGCCAAUAGAGAGAGCGGAAUGCAUUAGUCUGAUUGGUUCAUCUUUAGCGCCAUGUAGGGAAAUUCGGCACUAUCAACGCUGCGGAGGAUAUCAGGAGUCCGGGGUCCGGUAUCGCAUCAUCACGAUACUUGUGCCCUUGCUCCAGCCGUACUGAGAUCUCGCGAUACUGAACCCUCGUACACGCCGAGAUCGCCAAAACUGCUCCAACGCUUAGUCGCCGUGUGUAGCGAUUCCAAUCCCUUCAGGGCUUUGCAUGGGGAGCGCAUCGGCGUUGGCCAUCCCAAGGCUCUCAUGUCUUUGUCUUCUCCCCUCCCUCCCUCGUUCCUGUCUUGUCUCCAUCCCACAUCCUCCUUCACGAUAACCAACAACGACAAUUUCUCCACGCAGCGAUCAAAGUGAGAGAAACAAUUAUCGAAAUGGCGCCCAAUAAAAAGGAUAAAGGCAAACAGAAAGCAGAUGAUAGUGGAAAGGUUGACGGCGAGUCGUCUUGGUUUGUAAGUUUUCUCCCGAUAUCGUUUUUUGUUCUUGUUUCUUCGAUCGUCCCUGUAUUAUGCGGAGUUGGCGAACGGACCUUGUUCCGACGGUCGUUGGCCCUUGCGCUUGUACUCGGCGCAUUUAUAUUUAAGGUUAAGUUGUGACGGUUGGGGGAGGGAGGGGAGAGAGGGAGAGAGAGAGCAAACGUGGUUUACACCAGAAAGAUUGGCUAGGGCCAGAUUUUUCUUUCUCUCCAUGUGUCUCACUGUCUUACUGUCUUGGGAAAAAUUUUCUCGGCGUUUUGUUUCAAAAUAUUAGAGCUUGACUAAUGACAUUUAAUGUUUAGGGGCCGAGCUCUGAGUUUAGAGAGGAGACCUUGAUACCUCUUGCGGAGGCUCAGGGCACAGACACCGUCGAGAACUCAGCCAGACCUCCCAUUUCUGGAAAGUAUCGGCUCAGAUGUGGUAGUGGCAGAGGGGAAUCCCUUGCCUCCUCCUCCUCAUCUAGUGCACGUGUUAUUGAUAAGCAAAAGGGUGUUCAGCAAGAUCUUCGCGCCCUCGAUUCGGAGUUCGGGGGGGGCCCCGGGCAUAGGAGGAUCCGCUCCGAGAUUUCGGGCUCUUACCAAACCGGGCGUAUGCAAGAUUUGGGUCAAAGAUACUCUGCUACCUUCAAUCAAGACGAAGGGGAUGGUGCCGAUUCGAAUGGAGCUUCAGUUAGGAGAGGCAAGGGCGCUUUCUAUUUCGGGGAUAUCCCACUACCAUCCACCCAUAGAAUCUAUAAAUCGGGUCUCGGUUGGAUCCCCGAGGGUGAAGAAACUAGUUUUCCCUUGGGGCAAGCUGGGUCUGGGUCCUUGGGUUCCGGCGCUGGAAGGAGUGGAGAUUCUAAUAUUGUUCGCUCUAAGGUACAGUGCUCAAUCAGUGGAUCACCUCUACUUGGCUCAUAUUUGCUUUGUUCUUUUUCUCCCUCAUUUCACCUAUUCUUGGUCCUUCUACAGCAAACAUUAUAUUAUUAGCUUAGAACUGACCACAAUUCACAUUUACAGAGCUUCAAUGGUCACCCAUCUAGAUCUUUCGAGUCGGAUGGAAACGUCAAAUUUUCCUCUUCCAGUGGAGGUUGGAGGCGUGAUCAGGGUAAAGCUCUUACCUCUAGUGGCGAUACUAAUUAUAGGGACAUGCCUUCCAAAUCAGGAUCCAGCUCGUAUCUAUCUCGCCCUCCUGCGACUUCAAAGCAGGGGAAUCAGCCUCAUAUGUCCAAUGCAUUGGAAAAUCUAUACUCUAAACCAGACUAUCCCGGCGAACAAGCGGCAGGGGAUUACGUUUCCGAUGCCACUGGCUACGAUGUCUCAUCCGAUGGACCGCUUUUGACUCUUCUAUGCGAUAGAGUUAUCAAGGAGUCUCAGAGGUGCAACGAACUUAGCUCCGAGCUCGAGAGUGCCGGGAGAAGGCUCGCGAGAGCUGAGUACGAAAAUCAUGUACGCGAGAGAGCCAUUGGGGAACUUUCCCUGGAGCUCAGAUUGAUGGGACCGAGGCUGGACUUGAAUGAGGCUCAAAGGAUCGUCCAUAGAGAUGUUGCCUCUAUUCUGGCUUCGGGUGGUACUCCUCCACUCGAUAUUACGCUUGGUGGAUGGACCUAUAUCCGUGUUGGCGAACCUGGAGAGGGUUGGGUAGGAGAUAGUUAUACUCCUGUUCAACCUUUCCCCCCUGGACGUCGCCCUUAUCCAGGUGACCGUCAGCCGUCCCCGACCCUCCCGGCGCCUUCUAAGCUUGCAUCCCGGGAAGGAGAUGGUAGAUCCGCACGUCUUCAGCCGUCUCCCGAGCGUCCCUCCGGUAUGGGCAACUUUCGUUUGUCACCCCCGAACCUUUCUCCCCACAAGCGUCAUACUUGGUCAGGGAAUAGGCGCUCGUCUCCUGGGAAAUCCUCCCCUCGAAAGCGUCUUCCCCGUGAAGGGUUUUUCGUUUCCCCGGUCCGCCCGGUCCACCGCCAUGACGACGCAUCGGCCUCUCCCGGAAUCAGCUACCUCAACUGGCGUGCCGAUGAAGAGGAAAAGCAAAGACGCGCCAAAUCUUAAAGCACGGACCAACCGACCCGAUGCUCGACUACUCUCCUGUAGUCUGACCUAGUGGUAACGCCUUUAACUUUGUUUCGUUGUCUAACUUUGCUGUCAUUGUCCAAGUCUUGUUCUGUAUGCGUCAAAUGUGUCUCAUCCGGCCUACCAUACACUGUACUCUGUUUUCUUUAGUUGUGUGUGUGUAACUGGUCAGGCGUUAACAAUACAAUACAAUGACAAUUCUUUAUAU